Messenger RNA from Plasmopara halstedii, 189 nucleotides. RefSeq lists its product as uncharacterized. The record is from RefSeq and is a predicted model, not a curated record. The transcript has 2 exons. Lineage: Eukaryota; Oomycota; Peronosporomycetes; Peronosporales; Peronosporaceae. Bases 1 to 189 code for a protein of 62 amino acids.
AUGGAGCCAAUUGUAGCGGAUUUGAUCGACAAUCAUUGGUGUCGUCAGCGGUUAGAUCGAUCGCCGUAUUUGCAGAGCAACAUUAACCAUACUGCGGCGCUCCAGUUGCACCUUGCUGGACUCAUCGAUGGCGUUUCUAUUUUGCGAUCGGUGUUCCGUCGAUCGAUAUUGCCACGACCACGGCUGUAG